UCAGAAAAGACCCAUAGACAUGAUCGUCGACCAAUCAGAGCACACAUGCAAACGAUUUGAUGCUCCAGCAACAGUUACUACACUGAUGAGAGCAGCUUUUUAAGGGCGGAGCUUAAUGACAUCGUCAGCCAAUGGGCGGGAAGACAGAAAGGGGGCGGUGCCAUGUCCAAUGACUGGCAGCAGGGAGAGACAGAUUCAGAGGGAGGGAAGGAGAAGAAGGAGGCUUACAUCUCAUCCACCUCUCUCUCUCUCUCUCUCUCUCUCUUUCUCUCUCUCUCUCUCCUCCUUCAGCAUCUGCAUCUCAUCGAGCAUUCUCCUCUGUUUCUCCUGUGUGAGUAUGAGUGUGUGUGUGUGAGUGUGUGUGUGUGUUACAGUGGAGAAUAUUUCUCUGCAUCUCUCUGCUGGUACUUAGAGACUGUGCCCAUCCGUUGCCUUGGCGAUGGGCUGUAGGCUGUCAGGGCCGUGGAUGAGCGACGGAACAAUGGGGGUAAGUGCACAAGAUCUGAGGUACAUACGGAACCAUGAGGCUCUACGGAUCCUGGCCAGCUGCGAGCAACCAAUCACAGUGCAGAUUGAAGGGGGAAGGGGGCGGAGCUUACAGUAUCAUAGAUCAUCAGACAGCAGCACACAGGCAAAGCAACCAUGGGACAAUGUCUCCUCCGACAGGCCCUGCUACAGUCACAUGACCCUGCCUGGUAACCAUGGAGAUGGAGGAAGAUAUGAGUAUCUCCCAAACACUCCGCAAGACCUAGAGGACAUGCAAGCAGUUCCACGUCAUGAUCCUGAGUUCUCUCCUAAAGCUGCUGAGAAACAGAACUGUCUCCUCUCAUGCUGCAACUCCAACAUGGAGGAACCGAGCAGCUUCCAGAGCCAGACGGAGGAUGAGGACUGCGUGUUGGAGAAGAAACUCGGGUAUCUCCCCCUCCAUCAUGAGCUGGACAGCGGCCUCGGCUGGACGGAUGGCAGCUUCCACCAGGGGGAGCUCUCAGGAGUGGAGACCGAGGAGGGGUUAGAGGAGUGCCACACACACCAGGGAGGUCGGGGAGCGCGAGUACGAGGAGGAUCACCUUCGUCUGAGUCGUUCAUUUCAUCGGAGCUGAGCGACUCGGGCUUCUACAGCGUGAGCACAGCUGAAUUCCUGCGCUUUCAGCGUCUGCUGGAGAAACGCAUGCGGGUGUAUAACUCACGCCUCCACCACCAGGGGGAGCUGCAGAACCUGUGCAUGGACACACAGAAAGCACAUCGUGAGCUGGAGGCCAUCCCCGAGGCACUGGCCACACAGCAGGACAGCGAGUGCGUGGAGACGGACCUUCACCCACGGCAGAUGGUCAGGGUUGCGUCCGUGCAGCUGCACAAAAGCGAGCGUCCUUGUCUGAACUGCCACAGCUCAAGCAGCGCCCCUAUUUUCUCCACCUGCAGUUCACCCUGUGGCCUGCAGAGAGGGUACAGUAGUACUGCUGCAGGCAUGCUAAGGAGGAGCAGGACACUGCAUCACCGCCCGGUUCAUGUGGAGCAGCGUAGGAGGGCGAGUCACCCGGCAUCACCUAACUACCGCAGCGUGACAUUAAACCGCUUCGGACACGUGCUACAGCAACAGUUAACUGAGGAAACUGAAGCAGAUGUGCUGUACAAUGCUAACUACCACAUGCACCCUGUUAAUCAGCCUGUGCCUAAUGCUAAUCAUCGUACACAUCAUGCUAAUCACCCUGUUCACCAUGCUAAUCAUAGUACACAUCAUGCUAACCACCCUACUCUCCAUGCUAGCUACUUUACACACCAAAGUAACCACCCUACACACAAUUCCCAUCUUGCUAACUACACCACAUUGCAUGCUAAUCAUUCUGCACAAACUAUGCACCACGCUAACUAUCUUACACACAUUGCUAAUCAAUCUGCACACCAUGCUAACAAUUUAACACAUUCUAAACAACAGGCUAAUAUUCCUCCACACCCCUAUCAUGUGACUCUUCCUGCCCAGAACACACAACACACUCGCACCACACUCACCUUACAUGCUCCACACCACGGCAACACCCAUGCUACGCUUCCCUCACAACACACACACCGCACCAACGAGACACACGCACCGUGCGACACACAUCACGACCACUUCCAUGUCCCCACCCCAUACAUGCAACACUCCCAUGAUAUACCUGCAGCACAUGCUGCAUGCCACGCCCACAUUACACUUCCAGUCCAAGACUCACACCGCAUCCAUGAUAGGUUAACAUCCGAUAGCCACACCCACGCUAUGUUCCCGGCACAGCACACACCCCAUACGCACGCUACACUCCCAGCACAACACACACAUUACACGUCACGGACACGCCCCAAGCAUGCUAUAAGCCAGCCCAGUCUCUCCAGCUCCAAUGAUGACCACCAUUUUGCUCCGCUUCCAGAGUCCUACUGCCAUGAUAACAGGGGGAGGAGCUUCACUGAGCCACUUACAGGUGGAAGACAGGAACGUGAGAAAGAGACUUCAGGAGAUCGAGAAAGAGGGCGGUUCCAUACGCUCAGUCACACUCCCUCUCAGGAAGGAAAUGACACUUGGCCCAAAACAACCAAUCGGCAUGGUCCAUACAGCACCCUCGAGGGUCACAUGACCACAACGACAUCUUCAGCAUGCAAAUCUCCCGCAGGAGUGGUGAACCCGCGGGCGAUGCGUAACCAGCUGCUGCGUGAGCGUGCACUAAGGCUAGCAGAUGAGCGCAGCGGUGGCAUUAGCACAGAUGAUGAGACCAACGUGGAGAUCCGGAGGGCGGGUCGCUAUUGGAGCCGCUCAGAACGGCGGGAACAGGUGCUGCAAAAACAACGACAGAAGCGGGAAGCUCUCAGAGGGGGCGGAGCUAACAGCAACACCAGCAUGGGUGGAGACAGCAGCGGAUACAGUGUGCUGAUGGAGUUGAGUCAGAGGAAAUUGAGUCGUCUCAGGAACAGGAAGCUGCUGGACGACUGGACGACGGUAGAGGAGCUGCUGACUCACGGAACACGACUCGGAACUCAUGAUGAACACAUCCAGAUCCCAAACUCCCUCCUCACCGUCACCACUGUAUAACCACACACACACACACACACACACAGUGUGGCAUUAUGGGAAAUUUACUCAGCUAUACGCCCUCUACCCAGGCAGGAAGGAUUCUGAUUGGUUAUGUGUCACAGCCAAUGAGAGCUGAGAGUUAGUUUUUAUUUCAUUUUGGCUUUUUCUUCUUCUUUUUUUUGAUGACAUUCAAAACGUGGCAAUUAGCACAUUAACGUUUGUUUUGUUUAUCCCAAGGCCGCAUUCAGCACAAAAUGUUAGAUUAUUAGCUUACAUCUGACUAACAUCCUGCAGCAACAAGUUUAUUAAAGCACGAAGGGAAACAGUGACAUACCAGCAUCUUAAAUUCAGACUGAAAUGUUAACCAGCGUUUUAUAGACUGCAGACUUUUACAGACUUUAUUAGCGAAUAAACAAAUCAACUCCCUCAUACUUAUAGUGGAGUAUGAGGAUGAUGAGGAUGAUGAGGAUGAUGAGGAUGAUGCUAACUGCAGGAGUUUAGCUUCCACACAUCACACACACCUGACAGGUGAUUUAACUCAUUUCCACUGGUCCCCUCACAUCAUAAUCCUCUCUACAAUUUGAAGACAUUUGUCUGAGUAAAUCUCCCACAAGCCUUUGCGUGUACGUGUGUUUUACUGCCUUGACCACAUGAGGCUACCUCCUGUCUCCAUGGUAACUGUAUAUCAGUGUUUUACAGCUCUGUAGUGUAGAGCUCUUUUAAUGAGACACAGUACACUUCAAUUCUCCUCACACACACACACAAACACACAUACGGUACCUGACAGAAGUAAGUGCACCCCUCACAUUUAUGUAAAUAUUUUAUUCUAUCUUUUCAUGUAACAACACUGAAGAAAUGACACCGUGGUCCAGUGUAAAGUAGUGAGUGUUCAGUCUGUAUAACAGUGCCAGCGGUUUAGACAUUAAUGGGUGUGUGUUGAGUUAUUUUGAGGGGAACACAAACUGAACACUACUUUACACUGGAGCACAGUCAUUUCUUCAUUUUUGUCACAUGAAAAGAAAUAAUAAAAUGUGAGGGGUGUAUUUACUUCUGUCAGAGAUAUGUGUGUGUAUAUAUAAUGUGUGUGUGUAUGUGUGUGUUUAUAAAAAAAAGGCGUAAAUGCUGCAAUCUGAUUGGACCACCUAGAGCAAUAUGGCACCGUGUAUACGGCGGCUCUGAGACGCACUGAAAAAAACCCCCCAGACAAUUUAUGGUCUCAAUGGUGCUAAUGAGAGCUAAUGAUUUUUUUAGAAUGAAUCAGAGGUAAACUUUCUCAAAGGUCAACACAUUUGCACAAAAAAAAUAACGAUGUCAGAUUUCACUGAUUGUCUUCCAGCAAUGUGGGCGUGGCUCUUUACAAUCUGACCCCGCCCAUCACCUGAGACGAUCAUUAAACCAGUUACUCUGGGAAAAAAGCAUCCAAAGCCAAACACUAUCUCUCUCUCUCUCUCUCUCACACACACACACACACACACUCACACACACACAAAAACUGGACAGGAAGUGAAGAAGCAAGUGGGGAAGAGAAGAUCAGAUAAAUGAUAAACAGGAAGUGAUGUAGGAGACCAGACAAGACAGGAAGUAGUCAUUAGUCAGAUCUUUAUGAAGUCAUUAGUUGUGUAGAUAAUUAUUUUUUCUUGUGCUCACACUUUGAUGUCAUAAAGAGAGAGAUUUUUAUGAUGAUUUGUAAAUUCUGUGUGUAUAUGAAGGUGUGCUGGACCUCCUCAGUGACUCAACCCUGACACUUUGAUGUUUUUGAUGUUCUCAUGUGAAAACAUUUUGCAGUAAUAUGAGGAGAUUUUCUUAUUUCACUGAUGGGAGUCUGAACAUUUUGUCCUUCAGCUUUUCAGUUUGAGUGUUUAAAAAGUUUCUAUUUAUUUGUGGCUGCUUGCAGAUUUGAUUCGAGUUUCAUUGUACCAGUGAAUUUACUUCUGAAUUUUUUAUUCGAUUUUACUUGAUGAACAUCAGGAUGUUUGGUUUCCUCAUUUGCACUGAGACACGCCCUGAAGUGUUUACAACGCCGUCCUCACGGUCAAGACCACGCCCAAGACCACGCCCACACCAGUUCUCCCAGUUACAUGAGUUUGAUGAAGUCACUUUUACUCUCCACUGUUGCACACACACACACACACUACGGUCUUGAGGACGGAUUCAUAUUUUUGCCUAAAUCGUGGCAUUUGAUUGGCCACGCCCACACACACCCUGCA
This is a messenger RNA of Tachysurus vachellii, 5244 nucleotides long. RefSeq lists its product as uncharacterized. The transcript is spliced from 5 exons. The coding region runs from base 440 to 3055 and encodes 871 amino acids. The record is from RefSeq and is a predicted model, not a curated record. Lineage: Eukaryota; Metazoa; Chordata; Actinopteri; Siluriformes; Bagridae.